Molecule: messenger RNA, 1991 nt
Organism: Centropristis striata (black sea bass)
Lineage: Eukaryota; Metazoa; Chordata; Actinopteri; Perciformes; Serranidae
Gene: arg2
Product: arginase 2
Exons: 8
Coding region: 164-1213 (349 amino acids)
Cellular component (GO): cytoplasm; mitochondrion
Molecular function (GO): manganese ion binding; arginase activity
Source: RefSeq, a predicted model, not a curated record
AGAUUUAGGAGCAAUAAGAUCAGCCCCCUGCACCAGCGCGGCCACAUUCAGCAUCCACCAGUGCAACAUCUCACAGCGCUUUCAUCAGACUUUUGGUCGGCGGCUGGGAUCGGAUUGAAUUGGACUUUGACGAUUUUGUUGUUGUUUUUUAAUAGAAAACAAAAUGGCUUUGAGAGGACCUUUAUUCCGUCUUCUCAAGACUCAAAUCGGCCACACGUGCCAGCAAAGCAGAGCUCAAUCCGUGGCUGUGCUGGGAGCUCCGUUUUCAAGAGGACAGAAAAGAAGAGGCGUGGAGCACGGCCCUAAAGCCAUCAGAGAUGCCGGGCUCAUCGAGAGGCUCUCCGGUUUAGAUUACGCCGUCCACGACUUUGGCGACCUCAGCUUCCACCACCUUGAGAAGGACGAACCCUACAUGGAUGUAAAGUACCCUCGCAGUGUGGGCGGAGCUAAUAAGAUGCUGUCUGGUGCAGUGAGCAGAGCUGUCGGUGCUGGACACACCCUUGUCAUGCUGGGAGGUGAUCACAGCCUUGCCAUUGGAUCAGUGGGAGGUCACGCCCAGCAGUGUCCUGACCUGUGUCUCAUCUGGGUUGACGCUCAUGCAGAUAUUAACACGCCCAUGACUUCUCCGUCAGGAAACCUCCACGGCCAGCCGGUGGCAUUCAUGCUCAAAGAGCUGCAAGACAAGAUGCCAGCUAUCCCAGGGUUCUCCUGGUCGAAGCCGUUCCUCUCCUCUAUCGACCUGGUGUACAUCGGACUGCGGGAUGUUGACCCCGGAGAGCACCACAUCCUGAAAAACCUGGGUAUCCAGUACUUCACCAUGAGGGAUAUCGACAGACUAGGCAUCCAAAGGGUUAUGGAAGUCACCCUUGACCACCUUCUGUCAAGAAAACAGCGACCGAUCCACUUGAGCUUUGACAUCGAUGCAUUCGACCCGUCUCUGGCUCCGGCCACAGGAACACCAGUGAACGGCGGUUUGACCUACAGGGAGGGAAUCUACAUCACAGAGGAAAUCCAUAACACAGGCCUGCUGUCAGCCAUGGACCUGGUAGAAGUAAACCCAGUGCUGGGGGCGAGCCGUGAAGCCGUGGAGGCCACCGCCUCUCUAGCGGUGGACGUCAUCGUGUCGUCUCUGGGACAGACGAGAGAAGGCGCUCACCCGGCCAUGGAUGAGAUUCCCUCUGUGAAGGAAGACACAGAGCAGCUUCGCCUCUGAAAGCAUGAAGCGAAGCUAUGAACUCUGUCAACAUCAUCCCCGAGCAUUCCGCAACUCUGAACUAAUAGUAGCUAAAAGGUUUUGUUGUCAUCUCUGCUGUUUUUGCUGUUUCAUGAAGAAAACAAAAUUAUGUCAGAAAUCAUAAAACCAUAAAAGGGCUUUUCGGAUUCGAGGAGAAAAGUUCACACUAAUAAUGUUGAGACGGAAGCCUUUGACAUAAUUUCAUUGACUACUACAAGUCUUGAGGGAAGUACUGUUCAUUUAAACGGCAAUACUAACUUAUUUUGCUCUUGUAUGUUAAAGGUUAAGUGUUAGAAGACACAGCUGCCACAUAUUUAUUAUGCGUUUUGGUUUACAAGAGAAUGAACCUGCCUUAGAGGUAUGAUAAACCAAGGUUGACUUAGUUUGAAGUCCACAGCGUAACGUGGACUCUCACAAGUGUUUUGUGGCUGUGCCAGAUACUAGUAAUGAUGUGUUUGCACUUUCGGACCAGCUGUGGUUACUGUAUUUUCUUUAGAGUUUUACUUUUGUAUUUUCACAAUGAACCUACCAGUACAUGUACUAGAAUAACUGUGUGUAUAAAUAUUUACUGACUAUAUCAGUAUUAAUUGGCUUGAAAACUGUCAAUAUCCAGCUUUCAUACAAAUGCCGGCAAAACAAUUUGCAUAAUUAAGCUUAAACUGAUCUGAUGCUUGAUUUGAUGUGGCCACUAAACGAUGAUUGUCAUUGUAACAAAGAGUUUAUAUUUUGGUCUUCCAUAAAUGUGAUUGCAUUUUUU